Molecule: messenger RNA, 2730 nt
Organism: Salvia hispanica
Lineage: Eukaryota; Viridiplantae; Streptophyta; Magnoliopsida; Lamiales; Lamiaceae
Source: RefSeq, a predicted model, not a curated record
UAAAGCUCCUGCCUCCCUUCUUUCUCAAACUUAAGCCUCAUAAAAAGAAAAAAGAAGGAUAAUUAUAGUUUAAAGAGAUGGCGGCGACGGCUUAUGCAUCUCUAGUGUCGUUGUUGAAUACUAUGGAUCAGAUCCAGACUCAUCCUACCCUUUCCAUUUGUUUCGACAACAACCAGUUUCAAUCUCUUCGGGAUAUUGUUGAUUUCCUUGUCGAUUUUGUGGAGAAUUAUUCAGAAGCUGAAGAAGAUCUGAUGAAGCCAAUCGGGGAUGCAGCUCAUGAGGCUGAAGACGUGACCGAAGUCGAAGCUGCUGAUCAAAUUUGUGGUAGAGAAAGUUCUACGAUGUUUCUCCGUGUUGACAAAAUUAUACAGGAGAUGAUCUCCAUCAAGGAAAAGGUUAUCAAGUUUAAAGAGGAAACCCCAUCCAUAACUUCGAUGCGUCCACCACCACCACCAUCGUCGCCAUCAUCAUCAGCUUCUUAUGCAACUAAGAAGACUACCAUGCUGGGAUUUGAUGGCUACGUGGCGCAGCUUCUGGAAGAGCUCACCAGAAAUGUUCCUCACCGGCUUAUACUCCCAAUUGUCGGAAUGGGAGGCAUUGGUAAGACCACUCUUGCCAAAAAUGUUUAUGAAAGUUCACUUACGGUGUUUCAUUUUGAUGUUCGUGUUUGGGUUAUUGUGUCUCAAGUAUAUAAAGCAACACAUAUGCUUUCACAAGCACUUUCUUGCCUCGGCGGAUCCAGGAAUAAAAUUGAUGAUGAAUUAGGUGUAGAGUUAUAUAAAUCUUUAUUUGGUCAUAGAUAUCUGAUCGUAUUGGAUGAUAUAUGGAGUGUGGAGGCGUGGGAAAAGAUACAAAAAUUCUUCCCAGAAAAUGGUAAUGGAAGCCGAAUUGUUGUAACAACUAGACAACAAGAAGUGGCUAAUUACUUUGGUUCCACUUCACUUGAUGUGGGUUUUCUUGAUUAUGAAAAUAGAUGGAACCUUUUCUGUGAAGUAACAUUUGCACAACAAGAUUGCCCUCCUCAAUUAGAAAGAAUUGCGAAAAAUAUUGUCAAAAAAUGCAGAGGGCUUCCACUUGCAAUCCGUGUGAUUGGGGGUCUUCUUGGAAAAGCACCUAGGAUACAAGAGUAUUGGAAGAAAAUCGCGAAAGACAAGAGCUUGGUUAUGGAAUAUUCAGGUGAUGGCAACAAACCAAUCAACAUAUUAUAUCUGAGUUACAAGUAUUUGCCUGUUUGGUUGAGAUCCUGUUUUCUUUACAUGGGAUUAUUCCCAGACGACCAUCUAAUAGAUGUGUCCCGUCUUAUAAAGUUAUGGAUUGCAGAGGGAUUUAUAAAACCAACUAAAAGCCGAAGUUUGGAACAAGUUGCAGAGAGUUACAUAAAGGAGCUUGUUGAUAGGAAUCUGGUUUUAGUUGGUGAGUUGACGGAAUACAAGAAAGUUUUAAGGUAUUAUCUUCAUGAUCUUGUAAGGGAGUUGUGCAUAAAGACAGCAGAGAAAGAAAACUUUUAUUGUGUCCAAAGAGAGAUAGGCGGGAGGCGUCAAUUCAUAUUCGAUGAGAGAUCAGCAAGUUUUUACCCUCAACCUCAAGUAUCCCUCACUUUCAAAAAGCCAUCAGUGAUCACUCCUCUAAUAUUGAGUGGGCAAAGAGAGGCGCCGUUUAAGUCUAGAUUGUUGAGAGUGCUUGUUGGUGAUCAUGAUAGUAGCCUAAACAACUCCUUUCGACAAGUCAAUUUGCGCUACUUAUCCCAUCAUUCUCUUCUGUCUACACCGGCAAUUCCUGGGUCGAUAUCACUAUGUUGGAGUCUGCAAACAUUGAUUGUGCUAGGAUUAGAUAGAGUUUUUGUACCAUGUGAGAUUUGGAAGAUGCCGCAACUUAGGCAUAUCAAUAUUCCUGUCAUGAAUGUUCCUCAUCCUCCUCCCGGUGAUGUCUUUGCUUUACACAACUUACAGACACUCAAGACGGUAGAGAAUCUCAUUUUCAGCGAGGAGGUGUGUGCCAGGAUACCAAACAUUCGAGAAUUAGAUAUUGAAUAUAGGAUGUUGGAAGAGAACGUUGAGGGGAGUUUGUGUUUCCAUUUUCAUAAUGUUGGCCGCUUAAGCAAGCUCGAAUCACUAAGCAUCCGUUGUUGGGGAAAGCGAUAUUCAGAUGAUCCGUUAGAGAACCUUAAACUGCCCAAUUCCCUCACAAAGCUCAUUUUAGGCAACUGCUCCAUUGGGUGGGGUUGUAUGACAAUGAUUGCUUCCUUGCCUCAUCUUCAACUUCUUGAUUUGCGAGGGAAAGCAGUGGUGGGAACAGAAUGGGAGUUUGUUAACGAGGAAUUUCGUAACUUGAAACAUCUGAUCAUUUAUGAUUGUCCAAAUCUGAGAAAUUGUAUUGCGGACAGGACUACUUUUCCAGUGUUGGAGACGCUUCAUCUUGAGAAUUUGUAUGUUCUGAGUGAUAUUCCUUUUGAUAUCGGAGAGAUACCAACGCUUGAAAAAUUAUCUGUUAUUAAAUGUUCAAAAUCAGCGAGGAUGGCGGCAAUAAAGAUACUAGAGGAACAAGAGAGUUUUGGAAAUCAAGCCCUUCAUGUUCAUAUUCGUUCAUGGAGAGAUGAAGCUCAUGUCCGAGGAUUGUAUGAAUCCCCAAAUCUCCACUUUAUCUGAUCCGGAUGCCAGAUGGUGAGAUUCAAGCACAUGUCAUACUCCUUCCAUCCCCUAAUAUUUCUUUUUGAGACUCUGAAGCAUUGGU